Messenger RNA from Penicillium hordei, 1092 nucleotides. RefSeq lists its product as uncharacterized. The record is from RefSeq and is a predicted model, not a curated record. NCBI's taxonomy places the organism in Eukaryota, Fungi, Ascomycota, Eurotiomycetes, Eurotiales, Aspergillaceae. Bases 1 to 1092 code for a protein of 363 amino acids. The transcript is spliced from 5 exons.
AUGAUCCACUUGAAUCAUCGGUCUCCAGUUCUGAUAGUGUGGAGUUUGAUAUUUUUCUUCCUUGCUGCAGUAGCUGUUGCACUUCGAGUUGCUUCUAUACGUAUACGACGUCGGGACCUGAAAAGUCAUGAUUAUCUUGUUUUCUUCUCAUUAAUGCUAUUGACUGGCUAUGUGGUGGACAUGCUGAUAGGGGCUACCACUGCCGGCUAUGGUGGACAUACGGCGACCAUGGCUGCGCGGAACCCAGGAGAGUUGGUUAGCGCAUUAAAGAUAUUCUGGGCAUCUGAAUGGAUGUGGGCAACCUCUACGGUUUGCUUUAGACUCGCAAUACUCCUUUUAUAUAUGGAGAUCUUCCCAGGAAAUCAGAAAUUCUUCUGGUGCGCAACUAGUGUGGGAUGUCUUGUCUUCCUAUACUGGGUAUCUGCGAUCUUGACCAUCGCUUUGCUCUGUCGUCCAGUGGCCUAUAACUGGAAUCGCACUAUUUCAGGGAGCUGUGGGGAUGUUCUGAAGAUACAGUAUGCAUCUGCAGGGUUCAACAUGGGGAUUGAUUUGGGAGUCGUGCUACUACCGCUCCCUAUUGUUUGGCGACUACAAAUGUCGAGUCGCAAAAAGAUUGGCGUCACUGCAUCGUUCGCGAUAGGCAUUCUAACGGCCGGUAUCAAUCUGGGCCGCAUUAUUCAGACCAAGCUGUGUCCAGCCGACGACCUAAUCUACUGCCUAAGAGACUCCUCUAUUUUUAUCAUGGCCGAGAUGACGGCAGGAAUCUUGGUGGCCUGUGUUCCAACGUUUGGGCCCUUACUGUUUCGCGGGAGAACGGUACAUUCAGCGCAACCACGCGAUUUGCCGACAAUUGGGUCAGCUCAGCUACGCCGUCGACCCGCAAAAUUAGAUUCUCUCCUUUCCACGCUCGAUCGGAGUCACAAUGAUGAAGAGCGAGGCCACAAGGAAGUGGAGCCCAUGGGUGCCCCCACAGCACAUGCCGGGGUUAGGGACGAAAAUGAAGCUCCAGGGACUGGUAUUUUGGUGACGCGAGACCUUGACGUUCAUAGUUUGAAUGUGCUCCCUCGAGCGUCCGAGACCUCUACUGUUUGA